AUGACAGAACCUAAUUGCAACGUGUCACUCUUGGCACUUGACACUCUGGCAUCAUGGAAAUUUGGUUUCAAGAUGGGCGUGGCUCAGAAUGUUCACGAUACGGAGGAUGGUACCUUGGAGAUUGGAAUGGAAUACAGAACUGUAUCUGGAGUUGCUGGACCAUUGGUCAUUCUUGACAAAGUUAAGGGACCCAAAUUUCAAGAGAUUGUUAAUAUUCGUUUAGGAGAUGGAACUACUCGGCGUGGACAAGUUCUAGAGGUCGAUGGUGAAAAGGCUGUUGUUCAGGUAUUUGAAGGUACAUCUGGGAUUGACAAUAAAUUUACAACUGUGCAAUUUACUGGAGAGGUGUUAAAAACUCCUGUCUCACUGGACAUGCUUGGGCGCAUAUUUAAUGGUUCUGGAAAACCAAUUGAUAAUGGUCCACCAAUUUUACCUGAGGCAUACCUGGAUAUUUCUGGAAGUUCUAUCAAUCCUAGUGAGAGAACCUAUCCCGAGGAGAUGAUACAGACAGGAAUAUCUACAAUUGAUGUCAUGAAUUCUAUUGCUAGGGGUCAAAAGAUCCCUUUAUUCUCAGCAGCUGGUCUCCCCCAUAAUGAAAUUGCUGCACAGAUAUGUCGUCAGGCUGGCUUAGUGAAGCGACUAGAGAAAUCUGAUAAUCUACUUGAGGGAGGAGAAGAGGACAAUUUUGCUAUUGUUUUUGCAGCUAUGGGAGUUAACAUGGAGACUGCACAGUUUUUCAAACGUGACUUUGAGGAGAAUGGCUCAAUGGAGAGAGUGACUCUUUUUCUUAAUUUGGCAAACGAUCCCACAAUUGAACGUAUUAUCACUCCUCGUAUUGCUCUCACUACUGCUGAAUUUUUGGCUUAUGAAUGUGGCAAGCACGUUCUUGUGAUACUCACAGAUAUGAGUUCUUAUGCUGAUGCUCUUCGUGAGGUAUCUGCUGCCCGAGAAGAAGUGCCGGGAAGACGUGGUUAUCCUGGAUACAUGUAUACAGAUCUUGCAACAAUUUAUGAACGUGCCGGAAGAAUUGAGGGACGUAAAGGCUCUAUUACACAAAUUCCAAUUUUAACCAUGCCCAACGACGAUAUUACGCAUCCAACUCCUGAUCUAACAGGAUAUAUCACUGAGGGGCAGAUAUACAUCGACAGGCAGCUGUAUAACAGACAGAUAUACCCACCUAUCAAUGUCCUCCCAUCACUAUCUCGUUUGAUGAAGAGUGCUAUUGGUGAGGGAAUGACCAGAAGGGAUCAUGCUGAUGUGUCCAAUCAGCUCUAUGCAAAUUAUGCUAUUGGAAAGGAUGUUCAGGCAAUGAAAGCAGUGGUUGGAGAAGAAGCACUUUCAUCAGAGGACCUGCUGUAUCUGGAAUUCUUGGAGAAAUUUGAGAGGAAGUUUGUUGCCCAGGGAGCUUAUGACACCCGCAAUAUAUUCCAGUCACUAGAUCUUGCUUGGACUUUACUCCGGAUUUUCCCUCGUGAACUUCUUCAUCGCAUACCAGCCAAGACUCUUGACCAGUAUUACAGCCGAGAUGCUGUUUGGGAUGGCUGGCGUCAAUUGCAUUGUGGAAUGCUCAUAUUCCCUGGUGUUGGAAUAUGUGGAGACUGCUUUCCCAAUAAGAAUUUUUGGGGAAAAAUGGAUGCAGAGAUUGAUCACUAUGCGGUGCUAGGGUUACCAUCGGGGGAAGAAGGUGCGCAGCUAACGGAGAAAGAAAUCAACAAGGCCUACCGAUGGAAGGCUCUGGAACUGCACCCCGACAAGAGGCCCGACGACCCCAACGCCGCCGCCAACUUCCAACAGCUCCGCACCUCCUACGACAUUCUCCGGGACGACAAAGCCCGUAAAUUGUUCGAUGACCUAUUGCGCGUAAAGCGCGAGCGCGAGCUUCGCCACUCCCAGCGCGACGGAAAGCGCCGGAAGAUGGUUUCCGAUCUCGAGCGCCGGGAACGCGACGCCAACGCCCCCGACCCCGCCGCCAAGGAGCGCGAAGAGGAGGCCAGGAUCGCGCGCCAGCUGAAGGAGGAGAUCGCGAGAAUUCGUGCCAUGCACGGGAUGAAGGCGGCGCCGCCACCCCCACCGCAACCGGAGGAGAGUGGCCGUGCCGGUGGGGGAGGUGGAGUGGAUCAAGAGAAGGUCCUGAAGGUUUCGUGGGAGAAGGUGGGUGAGGAUUAUUCAGCUGAUAAGUUGAGGGAAUUGUUUUCAAAGUUUGGUGAAGUGGAAGAUGUUGUCAUCAAAGGAAGUAAGAAGAAGGGUUCUGCACUCGUAGUUAUGGCCACUAAAGAAGGAACUGUUGCUGCUACGGGAAGUGUGAUUGGUCAUCUUGCUAAUCCGUUGCUGGUUUUACCGCUUAAACCGGCAACUGUGGCAGAUUCUUCCAGUGUUCCGAAGUCUGCUGAAACUGCCAGGAUGAGUAAUCUGGUUGGAGCUGGGUAUCAAGCUUUUGAGGAUUCUGUUCUGAAGAAACUGCAAAAGGCUGCGGAAAAGCAAAGAUGA
Sphenostylis stenocarpa is the source of this 2487-nucleotide messenger RNA. The record is from the annotation of a GenBank genome assembly. NCBI's taxonomy places the organism in Eukaryota, Viridiplantae, Streptophyta, Magnoliopsida, Fabales, Fabaceae.